UAUAAUAUAUCUUUAGAACAACUCACAAAAAAUAUUAUUAAAGAAAGAUUCGGAGCUGCCAUCUGUUAAUAGCCAUUUUUAUAUAAAAAUCAUUUCGCUGGAUUAUUAUACUACACACGUCUGAGAUUAUAAAUAACAUGUACACUCUUGGCCUUAAUAGUGUGAAACAAUUGAUUAAUAGUUACUUUAGAAGCAAAGAACCAUGGCAAAUAGUAGCUAUAACAAGUACAACUAUCCUUACUUCAAUUUGGCUAUGGAAUUUUAUUUUUCAAGAUGAAAGUCUUAGAGAAAGAGCAAAGAAAAAAUUAUUUAAUUUAAUGCAUUUUAUACCUGCUAUUAGAAAUAAAAUUGAUCAAGAAUUAGAUAAUAUUAAUCAGAUAUUUGAAAAAGAAACUUUACAAAGAUUAAAAAAAGUUCCUUUUGUUGUAAAACUUCCUGAGAAAGGCUUGAAACCAGAAGAAGUUUUAGAAAGAGUAAAACAAUGUGUUCAAUUAGGUGAUUACAAUUGGAAAGAUGGUAAAGUAUCUGGAGCUAUAUACAGAGUUGAUACUAAUCUCUUACAAUUAAUGGGAGAUAUUUAUAGCAUUGCGUCAUACACAAAUCCAUUACAUCCCGAUGUUUUUCCUGGUAUAUGCAAGAUGGAAGCAGAAGUAGUUAAAAUAGCUUGCAAUUUGUUCCAUGGGGAUAAUGCUUCUUGUGGUACUAUGACUAGUGGUGGUACAGAAUCAAUUUUAUUGGCAUGUAAAACAUACAGAGAUUAUGCAAGACAUGUAAAAGGUAUAAAAAAUCCUGAAAUAAUAAUGCCAGUAACAGCACAUUCUGCUUUUGAUAAAGCUGCUCAGUACUUAAAACUUAAAGUACGUUCCGUACCUGUUAAUCCACAUAGUUAUACCGUUUGUAUUAAAUCUAUGGAAAAAGCUAUUACAAGAAAUACAAUAAUGUUAAUAGGUUCAGCACCAAAUUUUCCAUAUGGAACAAUGGAUAAUAUUCAAGCAAUCUCUGACUUAGGAGUAAAGUACAACAUCCCUGUUCAUGUCGAUGCUUGUCUUGGUGGAUUUUUAAUAUGUUUUAUGAAAGAUGCAGGCUUUGAUAUAUCACCUUUUGAUUUCAAACUUCCUGGAGUCACAAGUAUAUCAGCUGAUACACAUAAAUAUGCUUAUGCUCCAAAAGGUUCUUCACUUAUUCUUUAUAAAAAUAAGAAGAUAAGACAUUAUCAAUAUACCAUAACUACUGAUUGGCCUGGUGGUAUUUAUGGCUCUCCAACUGUAAGUGGUUCAAGAGCUGGUGGAGUCAUAGCAUCAUGUUGGGCUACAUUAAUGUAUUUUGGUUAUAAUGAAUAUUUAGAAUCAACAAAAAAAAUUAUAAAAACUACCAGAUAUAUUGAACAGAGAUUGAGAAAAUUAAAAGGAAUUUUUAUUUUUGGUACACCUGCUACAUCAGUUAUUGCAUUAGGAUCAAAUGAUUUUCAUAUUUAUAAACUUUCUGAAGCUUUAAAUGCAAAAGGAUGGAAUUUAAAUACACUUCAAUUUCCUUGCGGUGUACAUCUUUGUGUUACAUAUGUCCAUACACAGUCAGGUGUAGCAGAUCAAUUUUUAAAUGACGUUGAAACUGAAUUAGUAGAAAUUUUAAAAAAUCCAGAAACUCCUAUUGAAGGAAAGUUUGCAAUUUAUGGUAUGAGCCAGAGUAUACCAGAUAGAAGUAUCGUUGGUGAUUUUGCAAAAUGUUUCUUAGAUUCCAUGUAUUUUACACCUGAAAAUCAAUCAAUUAGCAAUGGUCCAAGUAUUUAAAGUGAUUGGAUUAUUAUAAU
Molecule: messenger RNA, 1807 nt
Organism: Apis dorsata (giant honeybee)
Lineage: Eukaryota; Metazoa; Arthropoda; Insecta; Hymenoptera; Apidae
Gene: Sply
Product: sphingosine-1-phosphate lyase
Exons: 9
Coding region: 138-1787 (549 amino acids)
Biological process (GO): carboxylic acid metabolic process; sphingolipid catabolic process
Cellular component (GO): endoplasmic reticulum
Molecular function (GO): pyridoxal phosphate binding; sphinganine-1-phosphate aldolase activity
Source: RefSeq, a predicted model, not a curated record